UCACCGACGUGUGGGCCCCGCCGACCCCAGCGCUGGAGCAGAGCAUAGCGGACGCCCCUUCCCUCUCCCUCACGGCCACCGCUGCUCUGAACUGAAGCUCGCCUGCUCGCCUUCCCCCGCAUCGGGUCCUAGCCCAGAGGCUGGUGGCAAGCCGCCUUUUAAGUCGGCUCAUCAGCGGCCAACGGUGGCGGUGUCCUCCCCGACCCCGCUACUGGCCGGUAUCGGAUUGGCGUGAAGUGGAGAUCCAUCCGGAAAAUUGCCGAAUUGGGAUCGAUCUCUUCUAUUGGUUCAUCUUCUCCUCCAGCGCGCGAGUUCGAUCCACCUGACCCAAGGUGCGGGUGCCGAUGGAGCACGCUAAGUCCGGCCCUUGCAGUUGGCCGGAGAUGGCCGACGUGGUACCAGUGCCGCAGGACGAUGGGCCCAGCCCCGUGGUCCCCAUCGCCUACCGCGACGACUUCCGCGAGGUCAUGGACUACUUCCGCGCCCUCUACCUCGCGGGAGAGCGCAGUCCCCGUGCCCUCCGCCUCACUGCCGAGGCCAUCGAGGUCAACCCCGGCAACUAUACCGUCUGGCAUUUCAGGCGUCUUAUCCUGGAGGCACUAGAUUAUGAUUUACUGCAAGAGAUGAAUUUUGUCGAAAAAAUUGCUGAAUGUAAUCCAAAAAAUUACCAAAUCUGGCAUCAUAAGAGAUGGCUUGCUGAGAAAUUAGGACCUGAUGUUGCGAAUAAAGAGCAUGAAUUCACAAUGAAGAUACUUGCUCUUGAUGCCAAAAAUUACCAUGCUUGGUCUCAUAGGCAGUGGGUUCUUCAAACACUGGGUGGGUGGGAGAGUGAAUUGCAGUACUGCAACCAGCUACUUGAGGAAGAUAUCUUCAAUAAUUCAGCUUGGAAUCAGAGAUAUCUUGUAAUAACAAGCUCACCGCUUCUUGGUGGCCUUAUGGCGAUGCGUGAUUCAGAAGUACAUUACACAAUUGAAGCUAUUCUAGCAAAUCCUCAAAAUGAAAGCCCUUGGAGGUACCUCAAGGGUCUAUACAAGGGCGAGAAUAACUUGCUAGUAGCCGACGAGCGCAUCUCUGAUGUUUGUCUCAAGGUGUUGAAGAAUGAUUGGAGUUGUGUAUUUGCUUUGAGCUUGUUGCUUGAUCUUCUUCGCUCGGGUUUGCAGCCUUCGGAUGAACUUAAAGCCACUCUUGAACCAAUAAGGAACUCCAACCCGGAAAUGGCAGAUGCUGAUCUUGCGACAGCAGUUUGCUGUACCCUGCAGAAAUGUGAUCCCCUCCGGGUAAAUUAUUGGUCUUGGUACAAGACCACCCUUUCUUCUCAGAUCUCCUAACAUUACAUGGGCUCACAGCUUGUUAUCCUCGUUGGACUGGACUCUGUGAGGUAGACAUGAUGCAAAGCCAAACCAAGGCGGACAGAGGGUGUGUAUCUACCUUCACGUUGAUCUGACAGCAACACAUGUACUGGAUUUUGCUUGGCAGAAUUUAUGAAUGUUAUUGUUCCAAAUAACACUUUCGGAAACAAAUGUUACCUCAUACAAGUAAGCUUGAAUACAUUGCAAUUGUCAUGCAAGCCUA
Messenger RNA from Panicum hallii, 1572 nucleotides. Its product is annotated as protein farnesyltransferase/geranylgeranyltransferase type-1 subunit alpha. The record is from RefSeq and is a predicted model, not a curated record. Gene Ontology annotation, molecular function: CAAX-protein geranylgeranyltransferase activity; protein farnesyltransferase activity. Gene Ontology annotation, biological process: protein geranylgeranylation; protein farnesylation. Gene Ontology annotation, cellular component: cytoplasm; protein farnesyltransferase complex; CAAX-protein geranylgeranyltransferase complex. The transcript has 6 exons. Bases 345 to 1328 code for a protein of 327 amino acids. NCBI's taxonomy places the organism in Eukaryota, Viridiplantae, Streptophyta, Magnoliopsida, Poales, Poaceae.